Racocetra persica is the source of this 169-nucleotide messenger RNA. NCBI's taxonomy places the organism in Eukaryota, Fungi, Glomeromycota, Glomeromycetes, Diversisporales, Gigasporaceae. The record is from the annotation of a GenBank genome assembly.
UACGCGAGUUUCGCAAUGAAUAAAAAUCUGGAAGAGAAGGUCAAGUUCCUACUUAAUGAUCCAGACCCUACUCCAUUAAAAUUUUUUACAAAGUUUGGUUUCCGCAACAAGCAAUCUGCCCACCAAGAUUAUAAAGAACGAUUGAAGCAGGCGAUUCAAAGUGACCCUA